CCAUGAGCAUGAUGAGCAUAUUUCUUGCUCUUUUCCCUCUAGAAACGUCUAGAUGUCCCUCCAAAUCCAUUUUAUCUUGUCUCCACACCAUCUGAAACAUUCUUUUUGGCAUGAGACUAAAACCCCAGAGGAGGAACCCUGACAUUUUCAGCAAACCCCUCAUAGCAUGAGCCACAUAAGAUUCUCCCUCCCUUCAGGUGCCUCUUGUCACGGUGUUGCUCUCAGUGAAAUGAACAGUAACAGACAGAGCCCCUUUGGACUAAGAAGUGAGAAAAGCCACUGUGGGUUGUGCCAGCUCUGAGUUGUCUCUAAUGCUGUGAUGUCACUGAGAGCCAUUGUGAGGAAUCACUGACAGCUGAUCAUAUAAUGCACUGUCUGGGAUGUUUUGUGUCCUUCUGUGCAGAGAGCUCUUUGGUAGUGAACUGCAGGACUUGGUGGUUGGUGGUUCGAUUCGUACAUUCCUGAUUGCUUGGAUUUUGACAUUGAACAUCUGCUACACUUCCACAAGUGUGUUCUUUCCUGCUGUUUCCUUUCCGUGAGCUCAGAGCUCCUGGUGACUCUGACCAAGAGAAGAGAAGUGCCAUAAUGUCGAGGGAGCUCGAGGCCAGUUUCCAUGAAGGGGACACCCUGGCACAGGAUUACUACAUCUUGGGUACCCUAGGUAAAGGGUCCUUUGCACGAGUCAAAUUGGCUCUCCACUUUAUGACCCAUACCCUAGUAGCCAUCAAGAUGUUGAAAAGGGGCAAAAAUCUCAGACUUCCUGGUUAUUUCUGAAAUUCAAAUCAUGAAGUCUCUACACCACCGUCAUAUAUUACAGCUUCUACAAGUUUUUCAAACCAGGCACAAAACCUACCUGGUGAUGGAAUAUGCAUCCCGGGGAUCCCUGCUGAAAUACAUCAAAAAGCGUCGGCCUCUAGAUGAGGAAGAGGCAUGUACCAUGUUUUCAGAACUCUCUUUGGCUGUCAACUAUAUCCACAGUCAGAAUAUUGCCCACCAAGACAUCAAGGCUGAGAACAUCCUAUUGGAUUGGGAUGGCCAUGUAAAACUCACUGAUUUUGGCAUAAGCAAAAGACUGGCCUCUGGGGAGAAAUUCAAGGGAUUUUGUGGCACAGCACAAUAUUGUGCUCCUGAAGUGUUCAAUGACACACAAUAUGGUGGCCUUCCAAGCGACAUAUGGAGUCUUGGAAUGGUAUUAUACUAUCGGCCACCUUCCCUUUCAAGGGACAACGCACUCCAACAUAAAGUACAUGAUACUAUCCCAGAGCUGGUGGAUUCCAUAUCGCCUGUCUCCAGAGCUUUGAGACCUAAUGAUGAGAUUAAUGACAAUAGACCCCACAAUGAGGCCAUCCAUCAAAGAAGUAUUGGCAUACCCGUGGCUGCGCCGUGAAUGACAUAUUGAAUGACAUUAGCAAGAUAGUGUUUGACCUUGUCCUGAUGUGCAAUGAUAGCUGCUGAGAACUCUAACCUGAUGCACAGGCAAUGGCAAGUGUAUAGAAUCUCUGAGCUGAAUUAACUGUGCCAAUGAGGACUCCACAUAUCUUUAUAAGUAUCUUAAAUGGAAAUUCAAUAUUAAUUUGUUCCAGCUAACCUAGUCAACUUGUACAGCCACCCAUAGGGUCUGUUUUUAUUCACAUGUGUAUUAGUCAGGGUUCUCUAGAAUCACAGAACUUAUGGAAUGUCUGUCUCUAUAUAUUAAAGGAAUUUACUAGAACGGUUUAUAGUCUGCACUCCAACUAACCCAACAAUGAGCAACUGUGAAUGGGAAGUCCAAAAAUCUA
Messenger RNA from Mus musculus (house mouse), 1778 nucleotides. RefSeq names its product RIKEN cDNA 1810024B03 gene. The record is from RefSeq and is a predicted model, not a curated record. Gene Ontology annotation, molecular function: protein kinase activity; kinase activity; ATP binding. Lineage: Eukaryota; Metazoa; Chordata; Mammalia; Rodentia; Muridae. The transcript is spliced from 2 exons. The coding region runs from base 785 to 1387 and encodes 200 amino acids.